GCCUCCUGUCAGCACGUCUCUCUCUCUCCUUGUUAAUCCGCCUCUCUCUCUCUCUGCAGUCAUCAUGGCGGAAAUCAAAACGGGAAUCUUCGCUAAAAACGUGCAGAAACGGCUGAACCGAGCGCAGGAGAAGGUGCUGCAGAAACUGGGAAAGGCAGACGAGACCAAAGAUGAGCAGUUUGAACAAGUGGUUGUCAACUUCAGGAGACAGGAGUCUGAAGGUUCUCGGCUGCAGAGGGAGAUGAAGUCCUACAUGUCGUCCAUUAAAGGGAUGCAGCAGGCCUCCAUCAACCUGACCCAGUCUCUGCAUGAAGUCUACGAACCAGACUGGCACGGAAAAGAUGACGUCAUGGUCAUUGGGAAGGACUGUGAUGCAUUGUGGGAAGACUUCCAUAACAAACUGGUGGACUCGACGCUGCUGAACCUGGACGCAUACCUGCAACAGUUUCCAGACCUCAAAACUCGUGUUGCCAAAAGAAGUCGGAAACUCAUCGAUUACGACAGCGCUCGACAUCAUGUCGAAACCCUGCAGAUGUCAGGGAUGAAGAAUGACCGCAAAAUGAUGAAGGCUGAAGAAGAGUUAAAAAAGGCCCAGAAAGUCUUUGAUGAGCUGAACGUUGGUCUUCAGGAUGAACUGCCGACUCUCUGGGACAGCCGGGUUGGCUUCUACAUCAGCACCUAUAAGAGUGUGACACAUCUGGAGGCCAAAUUCCACCGCGAGAUCUCUCUGGUAUGUAGGCAGCUGUACGAAGUGAUGACCAAACUGGCCGAGCAGCACUCUGACAAAAUGUUCACCAUCCAGGGAGCACCAAGUGAUUCAGGGCCCUUGCGACUCGCUAGAACCCCGUCACCACCAGAAGACGAGAGUCCACCUGAGAGUCCAGACAACAGCUCCAAUCACAUGCUCCGGCCCGUCUCACCUGGACCACCACGGCCCAAAUCCCCUAUACAGCUUAAAAAGGGACCGCCGGUGCCUCCACCACCAAAGGCCACACCUACCCAGGAGGUGGCAGAGGAGCAGAUCAUUGACCUGUUUGGAGGAGACUUUUUACCAGCUCCUUCACCAUCUCAGCCCAACGAACGACCAGGAGAAUCUCUUCUCGACCUGGACUUUGAUGCUUUUCAGGCAGAUGAAAGUGUUUCUCCGAUACCACAGACAGCGGUGCCCUGGGAUAUGUGGGCGGCCAAUGCCCAAACAGCUCAGCCUCAGGCUGCAGACACCGGCUUCGUCGCCGACUGGUCAGCUGACUUUGGUUCAUUGUCACCAAACGGAGACGCUGCUCCAGGAGCCGAGGCCCCUGCUGUGGGGGCGGAGGGGGCGCAGGGCGGGAUAGAGGGUGGGGCUCAGGGCUGGCCCCAGGCAGACGGCUGGCAGCCAGAUGGAGACACAACUACAUCUCCUCAGGACAGUGAGGCAGCCCCAGCAGCUGAAGACGAGGUGGCCGAUGCAUUUAAUGGAUUUUCACAGGAUGCGACUGCCCCAUCAUUUUUUGCUGAUUUUGAUAAGAUGAACAAAGUUAAUGCUGAAUCAGUCGAGAUUCCUGAAGCCUCAGAGACAGAAGCUGCUAAGGAACAAGACAAGCCUACAGCUCCGCCUGUUGGUGAGGAACCUCCAGCUCCACCUGCCGUUGAGACGGAGGAACCUCCAGCUCCCACUGCUGAGGAACCUGCAGCUCCCCCCACUGCUGAAGAACCACCUGCUCCCCCUGCUGCUGAGGAACCACCUGCUCCCCCUGCUGCUGAGGUACCACCUGCUCCCCCCGCUGUGGAGGAACCUCCAGCUCCCACUGCUGAGGAACCUUUAGGUCCCCCCACAGCUGAGGAACCACCUGCUCCCCCCACAGCUGAGGAAGAUACAGCAGAAAGUUCUGGCAGCCCAAAGGAGAAUCCUGCUUCCACUGUUGGAUCUCCAGGCUCUGAGCUUGGUGAGAUUCCUCCUCCUAAUGAAGCCACAACAUCUCCAGGUGAAGCAGCUCCAUCGGAAAAGAUGCCGAUCCCCUCUGUGGUUAUUGAACCUGCUUCCAGUAACGAAGGGGAUGAUGACCGUGAUGCUGACAUCAUCUCUCCCACCACCAUAAUGAGUGAUAACGGUGUAACAGCUGAAAACCAGACCAUCAAACACAUAAGUCCAUCCAGUGGAGUGUUGGGACUCCCUGAUGACUUUCUGUACAAGGUGGAGACGAUGCAUGAUUUUGAGGCUGCAAAUUCAGAUGAGCUUGAUCUAAAGAGAGGCGAUGUGGUGUUGGUGCUUCCCACUGCUUCAGUAGAGGAUCAGGAAGCUGGCUGGCUAACAGGGAUCAAAGAAAGUGACUGGUUAACACUUGGAGCUGGUGCUCAGAAAGGACUUUUCCCAGACAACUUUACCCAGCGUUUGGAGUAGGAAGUCUUUUCUGCUGGUGGAUAAAAUGAGCAGAGGUUUGAAACAUCAGUGUCCAAGCCGUCCAGUCAGCAUGUAGCCAACCCCUGAAAAAAUAUUAGAACCUGCUGCAACUGGCUGCUGGACAACACAAGGCUGUCUCUGGUAGAUGAAACUAAAAGUCAUAGUAAUAAGAACUAGUUCUAUUCCCAGCCUAACUUAAAAUUAACACGCAUGAUGUGAUAGUAUGGUCUAACCUCUAUGGGAACUGAGACUUUUUUUGAAAGAAAAAAGAUUUAUUGGGAAUGUGGCAAUCUACACAUUCACACCUACAACAAGCAGAUAAAUAGUUUGUGAAGAAAAAAGAAAAACUAUACCUUCGUUGCACCAAGUGUGUUGUACUGGUUUUGUUGCUCUGCCGUGGAAUAUACCAGAAUCUGUAGUACUGUUAUCUAUUUAAAUGUUCUUAAGUGUAACAUGAAACUCUUGAGUUUCUUGGUUUUCUCAGACAUGUCAUUGCUGUUACCCUCAAUUCACUGUCAGUGUUUUUCUGUGAUAUCAUGGUUGAGUGUGUCUGGUGAUCUUUUCUUUGGCACAUAUGGUGAUGAAUUAAGUCAUUAAUGAGUGUUACUGUGUUUUCAGCAAAAUAAUAUUGACGUUUAUUAUCUGAGCAUUGGAAAACAAACCUCUGAACAUCUAGCAUGAAAAUCUCCAAUGUUUCAUCAAAGUAAGAAUUCCAAGAUUAAAAAAAUACAAUAAGACUCUGCCCACUAGUAAAAUAUCAUUAUAUAGAUGUAUAAGUCACGUCUUAUGAUAAUUAUAUAUGAAAGAAAUGGAGCUAAUAAUUUAAAGGCACGAUGACUGGGAAGGUUUUAACAAAUGCAAUGUGCAACCUUGUUGGUAUAUUUCAGGUUUCUGUAUUCCAGAUCAGCAUUCUGUAGACCGAUAAAUACGAUGUCACUUCCUUUUAAUAGUGAAGUUAAACCUCAGUGUAUACCUUUUUGUGAUGUACAUACCAUAAACAUUUAUGUCCAGAUCAAUAAAUGAGAGUUCAUAUGGUAGAAUUUC
Molecule: messenger RNA, 3424 nt
Organism: Micropterus salmoides (largemouth bass)
Lineage: Eukaryota; Metazoa; Chordata; Actinopteri; Centrarchiformes; Centrarchidae
Gene: amph
Product: amphiphysin
Exons: 23
Coding region: 65-2380 (771 amino acids)
Biological process (GO): synaptic vesicle endocytosis
Cellular component (GO): plasma membrane; cytoplasm; synaptic vesicle
Molecular function (GO): protein binding; phospholipid binding
Source: RefSeq, a predicted model, not a curated record